GCAUAUGCGGUUGCCGUCAGUCAGAGGGUAGCGUAGCCCAGCGAGAGAAAGCCCGACUUCGCCGUGGCUGGGUCUUUCCCUAAGCGCGGAUGAGGAGAGUCUUCCUUUAGGUCUAUCGCCCGCCCAGCGCCAGCGCCAAGCAUUGGAUCUCUCAUAUUUCGUGGAGCUUCACUCAAAUCUCGGCGAUCCGGGCGGAUUCCAGCAGGGUCUUGUAUCACAUUUCAGGACAGCAGGAGAGGAGGAAAGUAAUUAUUUAUGGGCAGAUUGCAACACUUGCGAAAGAGAGAGGAUCGUGCGCUCCGGGAUUUUCUACUGUUGUGAGCGAGCUUUUCCUUCUUUAUUCUUGUGCUUCGCCAGAGCUUUUAUGGAGUACUUGGAGCGGUGCAUUUGUGGUAGAGUUCCCAGGCAAAAAUCAUCAGAAAAAAAGGAAUGGAGAAUUUUUUCCUUGAAAGAGCUCCACUCGGCCACAAACAGCUUUAACUAUGACAACAAGCUAGGGGAAGGCGGCUUUGGCAGUGUCUACUGGGGGCAACUUUGGGAUGGCUCGCAGAUCGCCGUGAAGAGAUUGAAAGUAUGGAGCACGAAAGCAGAGAUGGAAUUCUCAGUGGAGGUGGAGAUCCUUGGACGAGUUCGACACAAAAACCUGUUGAGCCUAAGAGGUUACUGUGCUGAAGGACAAGAGCGCUUGAUAGUGUAUGACUACAUGCCAAAUCUAAGCCUCUUGUCACACUUGCACGGUCAGUUCGCGCCGGACAACCAGCUUGACUGGGACAAGCGAAUGAACAUCGCCAUCGGAUCUGCCGAAGGACUCGAGUACCUGCAUCACAAUGCGACGCCGCACAUCAUCCACCGGGACGUGAAAGCUAGCAACGUGCUGCUCAACUCCGACUUCGAAGCCCAGGUGGCCGACUUUGGCUUCGCCAAGCUCGUCCCGGAGGGAGCGACGCACGUCACCACCCGUGUCAAGGGAACUCUCGGCUACCUGGCGCCCGAGUACGCGAUGUGGGGGAAAGUCUCGGAGAGCUGCGACGUCUACAGCUUUGGGAUCCUCCUGCUGGAGCUCAUCAGUGGGAAGAAGCCGAUCGAGAAGCUGGGGCCGGGAACCAAGCGGACCAUCGUCGAGUGGGCGGCGCCGCUGGUGUUCCAAGGCAGGCUGACCGAGCUGGUCGACCCCAAGCUGCAAGGCAAGUUCAACGCGGAGGAGCUCAAGAACGUCGUCCACGUCGCGACGAUGUGCGCGCAGAACACGCCCGAGAACCGGCCCACCAUGCACGAGGUGGUACAGAUCUUGAGAAAGGGUCCCCGGGGGGAGAGCCUGGAAAGCGAGAAGAAGCUCAAGCUCGACACUGUCAAGUAUGGUGACGAGCUCCUGGAGGCCGAUGAUUCGGAGGUGAAGACAAGGACGGCGACGACGACGCCGUCGUCGGGGCGGAGAUCCGCGGCCUAGCAGCGACAAAGAGGAGGGAAGAUCUCUUCAAUGCUGGAGAAGAUUGGUGGCGUUACCGCAUCCACUGCACAGAUCGAGCGACGUACAGUAGCAGCAGCAGCAGGAGCAGCAGCAAUUUGUUUUUGUUUUGAAGUCGUCAGUGUCUAUUCUUUACAUUUGUUUCUGGAAUUUAAUCUUUUUGUCCUUGUC
This is a messenger RNA of Selaginella moellendorffii, 1636 nucleotides long. Its product is annotated as PTI1-like tyrosine-protein kinase At3g15890. Lineage: Eukaryota; Viridiplantae; Streptophyta; Lycopodiopsida; Selaginellales; Selaginellaceae. Gene Ontology annotation, molecular function: protein kinase activity; ATP binding. Gene Ontology annotation, biological process: protein phosphorylation. The coding region runs from base 365 to 1447 and encodes 360 amino acids. The record is from RefSeq and is a predicted model, not a curated record. Gene Ontology annotation, cellular component: plasma membrane. The transcript is spliced from 5 exons.